CUCUCGUGAGCUCCUCCUCCGUGAGCGCGAGGAAGAGACUCCAGCCACUCUCUCUCUCUCUCUCGAGCUCUCCAGUGACUGCAACACGCCGUGCAAGUCUCUCCGACUCCGCUCAGCUCCUGUCCAGACCGGCGCGUUUUGAUAUUCUUGAACGUGACGGGCAGCUGUCAGGUUUGAGGAUGGAUGAGUUACAGGAUGUGCAGUUGACUGAGAUCAAACCUCUCUUGACAGACAAGAAUGGACAGAACUUCCAGGACUUUGAUUGUCAGGAGCAUGACAUCGAGACUCCCCAUGGUGUCCUCCAUGUGACUUUGAGAGGAACUCCUAAAGGCAACAGACCGGUCAUUCUCACCUAUCAUGACAUUGGACUCAAUCAUAAGUCAUGUUUCAACACACUGUUUAACUUCGAGGACAUGCAGGAGAUCACCCAGCACUUUGCUGUGGUCCAUGUUGACGCUCCAGGCCAGCAAGAAUCUGCCCCUCCUUUCCCCACCGGGUACCAGUACCCAACCAUGGAUGAGCUUGCUGAGAUGCUGCCCUCAGUUAUGACCCAGCUAAAGAUCAACAGUGUUAUUGGUAUCGGUGUGGGUGCAGGAGCUUAUAUCCUUACUAGACUGGCUCUGAAUGAGCCAGCUUUGGUGGAGGGGUUGGUUCUCAUCAAUGUGGACCCCUGUGCUAAGGGCUGGAUUGACUGGGCUGCCUCUAAGUUAUCUGGAUGGACCAGCAAUCUAAUAGACAUUGUGAUGGCACACCAUUUCAGCACGGACGAGCUGACGGAGAACCAGGAGAUCAUUCAAACGUAUCGUCUGCACAUCGCUCAGGACAUCAAUCAGGACAACCUGGCUCUCUUCUGCCAGUCCUACAACAGUCGGCGAGAUCUGGAGAUUGAGAGGCCUGUCUUGGGACUUAAUGAAAAUACGGUCAAAACGCUUAAGUGUCCUGCCUUGCUAAUUGUUGGUGACACAUCACCAGCGGUAGAGGCUGUGGUUGAAUGCAACUCAAGGCUAAAUCCAACCAAGACUACUUUACUCAAGAUGGCAGAUUGUGGUGGACUUCCCCAGGUUGUCCAGCCGGGUAAACUCGCUGAGGCUUUCAAGUACUUUGUCCAGGGAAUGGGCUACAUCCCUCAUGUGCUACUCAGCCACCUGAACAGCGAAUCAGUGCCCACUGCCAGUAUGACCCGAUUGGCUCGAUCUCGCACUCACUCUGCCUCCAGCAUGGGCUCAGCGGAUGGCUCUCGCAGCCGAGCUCAUACCAGUUCACAGAUGGAGGGCGCCACCGCCGGCCCUGUCCACGACAACCAGAACAGACCGCAAACCAUGGAGGUGUCCUGCUAAAACACCACUUGACCUGGGAUCAUCCGCUUGUUGAACCUCUGCACCUCAGGCGGCUCUCUGUCCACUUUGGGGUUUUGUUUCCACUCCGUCUUUGUCUUUCGUUCUGUUUGUUCUCUUGUGGCCAGGGAGCGCUGGUCUAA
This is a messenger RNA of Puntigrus tetrazona (Sumatra barb), 1477 nucleotides long. RefSeq names its product ndrg family member 3b (gene ndrg3b). Gene Ontology annotation, biological process: signal transduction. The transcript is spliced from 17 exons. NCBI's taxonomy places the organism in Eukaryota, Metazoa, Chordata, Actinopteri, Cypriniformes, Cyprinidae. Gene Ontology annotation, cellular component: cytoplasm. The record is from RefSeq and is a predicted model, not a curated record. The coding region runs from base 180 to 1337 and encodes 385 amino acids.